Molecule: messenger RNA, 685 nt
Organism: Ctenocephalides felis (cat flea)
Lineage: Eukaryota; Metazoa; Arthropoda; Insecta; Siphonaptera; Pulicidae
Exons: 1
Coding region: 8-685 (225 amino acids)
Source: RefSeq, a predicted model, not a curated record
CAAUUACAUGGGCAUAGUCUACAAACUAACAAUUGCCUGCACCAAAAAGAACGGCACCAAAGACCAGCGUCAUCUAAUAUGCAAAAUUCCGCCCUCCAAUGCCGCCCGAAGAGAACAAUUCAAAUCCCGAAUUUGUUUCGAACGAGAAACCUACAUGUACCUAAAAGUUCUACCAGAAUUCGCCCUUUUACAAAAAGAACUAGGCUGUAAAACCCGUUUCGACGGCUACGCAAACUGCAUAGCAGCCGGUGAAGAAAACUUAGACGAAUUCGUCCUGAUGGAAGAUUUACGAUACCAGGAUUUCCUAAUGUUCGAUCGACACCAGAAACUGGAUCUUAACCACGUGGCUCUGGUUAUGCAGGAACUGGGUAAAUAUCAUGCUUUGAGCUUUGCCAUGAAGGACCAGAAACCGGAGUUGUUCAAGAAGUUGGCGGAUUUUAAAGAUGUGUUUUUCGACGGUGUUCUGAAUGAGGGUUUUAAUACUUAUAUCAAUACUUUGGUGGAUAAAGCUCAGAAUACAUUAGAUGAAGAUGAUAAGUGCAGGCAGAAAUUGGAGCAGUUUCGGCAAAUGAGUACACUUGGUACAGAGUUGGCGAAGGGUGCAAAUGCUGAACCUUAUGCUGUUAUCAAUCAUGGCGAUUGUUGGAAUAAUAAUGUACUGUUUCGGUAUAUAGAAGGUAAGUAG